Messenger RNA from Protobothrops mucrosquamatus (brown spotted pit viper), 7453 nucleotides. It is a transcript of the gene PDZD2, whose product is annotated as PDZ domain containing 2. Gene Ontology annotation, molecular function: protein binding. The annotation marks the transcript as partial. The record is from RefSeq and is a predicted model, not a curated record. NCBI's taxonomy places the organism in Eukaryota, Metazoa, Chordata, Lepidosauria, Squamata, Viperidae. The transcript is spliced from 20 exons.
AUAGAUGCCGUUAGGAGGAUUUCCCACCAACCCAUUCCCAGUAACACUGCAGGGACUCUCUUCAAUUUCUCCUCCCAGAGGGAAGGCUGUCGGAUAUGGAAGAUGACCAUGAUGAAGGGAACCGACGGGUUGGGAAUCCAGAUCACUGGAGGCCGUGGAUCCAAGCGCUCCCCACACGCCAUCAUAAUUGCCCGGGUGGAAGAAGGUGGAUCGGCUCACAGGGAUGGCAGGCUGAAGGUGGGUGAUGAGCUUCUAAUGAUCAAUGGCCAGUCUUUGGUUGGUCUGUCCCAUCAAGAUGCUGUCGUUCUACUUCGGUCAGCUGAAGGCCUUGUGUAUUUAGUAGUGGCAAGCAGGGAAGGAGCAGAAGAAGAUGUUCUUCAUUAUCCAUCUACAAGUUUGCCAGACCUAAUUAGCACUUGUUCUGCUCAGGAUACGGCCCCCUGGAUUGACAAUAAGGAGAAUGAAGCACCGGAAGAGGAGGAUGGAAAAGCCCCAGAGUCAGAAGUCCUGGAAUCUAUGACACACAUGACCGAUACGGACAGGUCCUCAGAUCCUACAGAAGAAGAGAGUUCUAAAGAGAACUGUCAGAGCCCAACUCUUGGAGGUGGUAUUUUGAAGUACAAGAGCCGAUCUCCAGGGGCGGCAACUCGCUUAGAGUCUGUGGGAGAAGAUGAUGAGUUGACAGUAGAAAAUGGAGAUGUGAAUUAUGAACUACCAAUGAAAUAUUCCCGGGGAGGCAGAAAGCAUUCCUUACCGCAGCAUUUGGACACAGGAACCAGACAGGAAUACCACAUUGUUAAGAAAUCCACUCGUUCCUUGAGUGCAGCUCAGGUUGAAUAUCCCUGGCGACUUACACAGCCAUCUAUUAUCUCCAACAUUGUUCUGAUGAAGGGGCAGGGCAAGGGUCUUGGAUUCAGCAUUGUGGGGGGACAAGAUUCUGCCCGGGGUCGUAUGGGCAUUUUUGUAAAGACAAUUUUUCCAAAUGGGGCUGCAGCAGCUGAUGGCAGGUUAAAAGAAGGAGACGAACUUCUAGAAGUUAAUGGGGAAUCAUUACAAGGGCUGACGCAUCAGGAGGCAAUUCAAACAUUCAAACAACUCAAGAAAGGUGUGGUGACUCUCACAGUACGAACCAGACUUCGCAGCCCAAGCCUUACACCCUGCCCAACUCCCACCUUACUCAGCCGGUCCAGUUCUCCCAGCUCCAGUGCCAGUGGAGUAGCCUCAUUUCCCAGUGGAGAAGAUGGAGAUACUUCCUCUUCUAGUCGUAAAGGACCUGGACCAAAGGACAGAAUCGUCAUGGAAGUCACUCUAAAUAAAGAACCUGGGGUUGGCCUGGGCAUUGGUGCUUGCUGCCUCACCUUGGAAAACAGCCUUCCUGGUAUAUAUAUUCACAGCUUGGCUCCAGGAUCUGUGGCUAAAAUGGAUGGAAGAUUAAGCCGUGGUGAUCAGAUCCUGGAAGCAGAUUCGGUCAGUUUGCGUCACGCAGCGCUGAGUGAAGCUUAUGCCAUUUUAAGUGAAUGUGGACCAGGCCCGGUUAGCCUUAUCGUUAGCCGACAUCCUAACCCAAAGGUUUCUGAGCAGGAGAUGGAUGAAGCCAUAACACGAACCACCCACAGAGAAAACAAAGACGUCUCUUCUCCUCAGUCCUCAGCUACCAAAGAAUCCAGUCUGUGCAGUUCACCAGCUGUUGGCAGUAGCUCACCUGGUCCUCACAGCAAGCCAAGGGAGACAGCUGUUCGGCAUGUUAGUUUCAGCGACAGCCCCAAAGGGACCCAGUCUGCUUUCCAAAGACAGAGAAGGAUUGCCUUUUAUGAUGGAGAUGUGAGUGAUGAGGAUGACUUUGCCAAACAAGAUGGAGUCUGCUUCCAAAGAGGAUCGAAGUCAAAAGGUCAAAGAAAAGGAGACAAUGACUGUAGUAUUUCCACUGCAGCUCCUUCAGCGCAAAAUGGAGAUACCAGGCAGGAGAAAGAAUCUACAACAAAUACCUACAGUGACUUAGCUGCCACCGGCUCUGGGAAUCUGAACGAGAGCCCUGGGGAGCAUACACCAGACACCCCUUUUCUUCCCGAUAAAGAACUUCAUCAUCUUCCAGAGCUUCAUCCAGGCUACUUGAAUGUGAAGGACUUUCGAGAGGAACAGCUAGAAUCUAAGAGGUCUCCUAAGCUAGAACAUAAAGCCGUCACCCGAGUGAAAAGCCUGAUGAGUAUUGAAUACCAUGGAAUCCCAAGGCCCAAGAAUGAGGAACACGGUGCUUGCAGCAGAGCCAGUGGGAAGGUCCUUCCAUCCAUCCAGAAGAAUGAAGCUCAAGAGAGUCCCCUGGAGCAGAGCCACGUGGAAUCAAUUACUUUAUCUCGGAAUGAAAAUGAAUCCUUUGGCCUGGAUCUUGAAAUUCAUGCCAACCCUUUGCGCGUCGUCAUAACAGGCUUGCAACCAGGUGGAGCAGCUGAAAGGGCAUCCAUGGGAAGGAUGGUCCCGAGAGAUGAGAUCCUUUCUAUCAAUGGUAUCCCCAUCCGUGGAUUCUCUUAUGAGGAAGCUUGUCAAUAUGUAAGACAUCUUCCCACCUCCAUUACACUGGACAUCCAGAAAGCCAUUUUGCAGGCAGACGAGGCAGUUCAGAAAGAAUCAAGCAAUGUUAUUGUGAUGAAAGAAGAAAUCACCUUUGCAUAUGAGAAAGAACCUUUGGAAUCGCCUCUGGAUUGUGUGGCAGAAAGGACAGGAUUGGUGUCUGAUGCUAACACUAAGGUGGUACCAGCAGAUCCCUCAGAAAUCCAUUCUAUUCAAGACACUUCUGUGGUGCUAUUAGAAGAGAUUGAUGACUUCUCUGGCAAAAUGAAUUCCCCAGAAGAAAAAGAUGGUAACUGUUUAUUAGUCAAGAACAGACAUACCAAGGAGAAUAGUUUUGUGAUGGCAGAAGAAGCUCAGCCGAAUUCUGUAUCAAAUAUAAUUAAAAAUGAUCUUGUAGGGAGAGCUGCAAAUUCUGUUACUAAUACACAAGAGACCUUGGUUUUUUCUGUCCUGGAUUCCAUUAAUGCAAGCAAAAUUUUAACUGUAAACCAAAGCUGUCUGAAUACCUAUUCAAGGAAUUUUAGCAGCCUUAGUGAUGACCAUUUGACUGAAAUUGAAACGAAAAGCAACACUAUUCCAAAAUCUAUGUACGCUGCUGCAGAAGAUUCCAGUUCAGACACAGAAUCCUUAGCCGAGAAUCCCGGAGACAGUUCAUCACUCUUACUAUCUGUUUGUGAUAAUCCUUUGGUAACCCAUAAACUAGUUGAAUCAGAUGAGGAGCAAAUAGAAAUUUGCAGUCUGAAUUAUGACCAACAUUGUAUUCAAAACCAGCUGGACACAUCUCCCAUAAAACCAUCUCAUCAUCCACCAAUUUACCAUUCUUUGAACAACUGUUUGCAGGCAGAAAGCAAAACAGAAAUAGAUUCACCGGAAACAUCCCAUGGAAAUUUUACAUUAGAAAAAUCGCGCUUAUCGAAAAACUUCAGUGCAGAACAUACGGUUCCAUCAGCAGUUUUUCAAUCUUCUCCAGAUGUUUCUCCACAAGGGGUAGACAGUUUGGAGCAAGACAGGCCAGUCUGCUCUUCCACUGAGAAUGGUUGUUCAAGGAGUGAAGGAGGAAAUAGCCUGCAGAACCAAGAAAAUCUAAUGGAAAUAUGUAAACCUUCUGUGCCAGAAAUACAUUCCUGUCCAACAGAAAAUAUCAGUAGCUGGGAAGACAACAUGCUAGGCCAAGAUCAACUGGAAAAACCCCAACAGUUGCAGGUAGAAAAUGAUUUAGUGAUGGACUGUGGAAGCAGUGUAAUUGGUAGUCCUUCUGCUGCGAUGGGGAAAGGAACCAGUGCUCCACCCCAGUUAAGAAGAACAGAAAGCUAUACUAUGAAGACUGCAAUACAAAAAAUAGUCAACAGUCCCAAAUCUCCCCUUUUGACCAAACCAAAACAUUUGGGCAGGGUCUCUUCCGCUCACAAUUUACUAGGAAAGAAUGAAAAAGCCAACACUGUUAUCUCGAAACCCUCAAGUACCAAAACCCUGAAUUGUGGUCAGUGCAAGGGCUUUAGCAUUCCAUACAGUCCCUCUUCUUCCCCUAAAUUACAUCAUGAAACUAAAGGCACUCCGCAAAAGAGUACGGUGGAAACUCUUUCAAAUAAUCAGCAAAACAAAGCAGGGCCUAAAGGAAAAGCUCUUAACAUUAAAAAUAAAUCCAGGGCUCAUUCUGAUGCUCUUGUCACUGCUCCUGCCAAAGCCGAGGGCACUGAUCAAAAAAAGAUAACCCUCCCUGCCCAAAGUUCACCCAGGCUCCUUUCAAAAAAAGGUUCCUCGCUCCAUAACUUAGCCACACAUCUGGAACCGCCCAGCAGGAGUCUCUCUAUGGGUUCUAAGAUAUUUCAGCAGCAGGAGGAAGAUCAGGCCCCUUCACUGGAGGCUCAGACAUCCACUCUGCCCCUGUUGAACGGUGAGAGCAGCAUUAUGAAAAAUAAAGAUAAAGCCAUGAUCAAAUCAAAAUUUGGCAGGGCCGGAACAUCAGGAUCUCCUAAAGUGGAAAAAGAAGCACAGGUCACCAAGUGGGAGGUUAUGAACAGCGAAAAACGGGGGAGAGCUAGCACAGAUCAUUGUCCAACAAGAGACAGCCCUUCUCAGUCAACUUCACCUUCUGAAGCCACAUCCAAGGCUUGUUGCCCGAAUGAUAGAGCCGAAAACGGGGGGAUGAGUGUGAGUUUGAAUCAUGAUGGAUUGGAAAUGAAGCCAUUACAGUCUGACAAUGCAGGGCUUUUUAAAAAGGAGUCUUCUUGCUUUAUUUAUCCCCCUGCUCGGCAAGAGCAGCCCAGUCAGGAAAUUCAGCGCACUUUCAUUGAAGUAAGGUUAUCUUCCUCGUCCUCCUCUUCCUCCUCAUUAAUUCCUGAUUUGCCCCUAGACAAGAAAGAAGAUGACAAUAAGACCAUUCAACUCAGGAGCGAAACGCUGGAUUGUUGGCAGAGCACUUUCCACAAGGAAGAUGCUCUCAGUGCAUUAAAACCGGUGACAAGGACCUAUUCAGUGCCAGCACAAUUAUCUGCUCAUUUACGGGAAGACAGCAGUGAUAGAGAUCAACCAGCGCAUCAUGUCCAGGAUAUCUUAGGUAAUGUUUCAAGUGCAAACCCUUCCGAUUCAGAGUUGGGCCUGCUCAAAAUUGUCCACCUCAGUCUGAGCAGUCAGGAUGCAAAAGCCACAUCUGCCGGCAUCCCGAAAUCAAAGAGCGACAAUGGCAGUCCCGUUGCGCAAAAACUGAAAAAAGGCAGGAGGAAUUAUUACUACUAUGAACUCAAUUGGCCACAUGAUCCCGUUUCUUCUUUUUCUGUAAAGCAGAGAAUUAAAUCGUUUGAGAACCUGGCUAAUUUUGAUAGGCCUAUGGUCAAAGCCAUAGACCUCCAUUCCACCUCCCUCAACUCUAAACUGCCCAUUGGCCAAAGAUUGUCCAGUGGCAUGUCUGCCGUUUCAGCGACCAGCGUAAACGAUGCGGUCCAGGCCUUGCGACGGAGCUUGAGUUCGUACUGUGGAAGUGAAGUUCCAACUUCUCCAAGGAUCACCAGAUCUUCAACCAGCUCGACAUUAACAAACGUGGCGCAGAAUUUCCCCAAGAGCAGCAAAGAUGAUGGUCACUUGGAGAAGAGUGGAAGACCUGCUUUGGGAGAACCAGUUAGUUUACCACCAUCUGCCACCAAUGUCCGAAGAAGCAGAGCCUCAGGUGGUCAUAUUAGACACAUGCCCUUGUCUCGUUCCAAACUCCGGGAGCUGAGAGCUCUCAGCAUGCCAGAUCUUGAUAAGCUCUGCACUGAGGACUUCUCUAUGGAGUCUCAACCUUCACCCAUCAAAACUGAGUUGCAUCUUCCCCCUGUUGUGAGAUCCUUUGAUGCUCCCAUUGAAAAUGUUUCCAGGCUGAAUGAAUGUUCAGGAUUAUCCAGUCCUGGGAUGACAAGCAGGCAGCAUUCAAAAGAAACCAGUCCUUGGAAUAGUGGCUCUGGAACUCCUGGAUCAACAUCUGAUGAGGAAGGGCUACAGUAUGAUGGCAGCCUGAAUAAACUGAACUCGGGGAAAAGCUGGUCUAUCAGCUUGGAUGAAUUGUUGGUUUCCUCUCUGGAUCAGCAGAAAUUGCAGUCUGUUUUAUCUUCGGUGACAACGAAAAGCGAUGUUUCUUCUUUGCUUCAGGAAAUCAAAGCACAAGCAGAGAGCAAGGAAGAUAUUUAUUUUGUAGUCUUGAAUAAAGAGGAAGGCUCUGGCCUGGGAUUUAGCGUCGCUGGAGGAAUAGACCUGGAACAAAAAUCAAUCAUCGUCCAUCGUGUGUUUUCCAAAGGGGUGGCUUCCCAGGAGGGGAAAAUUCACCGUGGUGACCUAAUUCUUUCUAUCAAUGGCACUUGUUUGGCGGGUUCUGUCCAUGGGGAUGUACUCAACGCGCUCCAUCAGGCCAGGCUCCAUAAAUAUGCCAUCGUGGUCAUCAAAAAGGAGAAAGACAGAGGAAGGAGGCCUCCUCAGAACAAUGAGAUGCCUACUUCUGAUAGGCCAACUUUGGUGGAUGCAGCCACGGGAAGUGAAGCAGGUCCAAGCGGAGAACUGAAUGAGGCCCUUUGUGUUGAACUUUUGAAGACUUCUGCUGGCUUGGGUUUCAGCCUGGAUGGUGGGAAAGCUUCAGUAUCUGGAGACAGACCUUUGUUCAUCAAAAGAAUUUUUAAAGGUGGUGCUGCUGAACAAGCUGGAAAACUGGAAGUGGGUGAUGAAAUUCUUGCGAUUGGAGGAAAAUCCCUGCUUGGACUCAUGCACUACGAUGCGUGGAACAUCAUUAAGUCUGUCCCAGAGGGGCCCAUUCACCUGCUGAUCAGGAAGCAUCGGCCGCCGGAAUGACGGAUCCCGAUCCCUGAGUUCCACUUACCUUUUGAGCACAACCUUACCAGUUUUGUUUGCCAGCAGCUGGAAUGGUGGCAUCUGGGAUGUUAUUCUACUAGGUCAGAAUGGUUUAAUCAGUCAAGAAGCAUCAAGAUACAUAUGCAAGACUGGUAUCAAGAGUCAAUAUGGUCAGGCAGCUACCCCAUGUUUAGACCUCAUUGGAGGGCCUCUGGGCACCGUUUGGUUCUCUUAAUUGCAAUCAACUUGUUCACUGAGAAGAUAAAUAAACAAGAACUUAGCAACAGCAGGAACACAAGUCAUCAAAGCGGCUAUUGUCUGCACUGACUCUCUGGAUAGGAGGUGCAGCAGUUCAUAAAAAAUGAGAGAUCUUCAAUAAAUCUCCUAAACUCUGGAGCUGACCUAAGCAAGGAAUUGAUUUAAUUUGUUCUUGUUUGCAGAUGGUGUCUUUCUUUCCAUGCUUAUGGAAGGUGCCAUAAUUUCCCAACAUAUUACUUCUUCUUACUGAAUUCUUAUUCAAUCUUUGCCACUGACACUCAGAAGCAAUGCUUUGUGUUUACGGUCUGCUCUCUCU